UUAAUUAUUUGUCCAGUAUUGUACAUUGUUCUAAGAUCAUAAUCCACCAUGAAAUUAAAAUAUUUGGUAUAAAAUUGAAAAAAAUCUGAAUCACGGCAUUUGUAUUUUCAAAACUGAGAAGAUGAAGCUUAAUUUUUUUUUGUUUGCCGUUGCGAUCUGCAUUUAUAGUGUUCAAUCUCACGCCGUACCAGGGUCUUCAGAAAUUUCUCCAGAAUCUGCUCAAGCUCUUGUGGAUUUCGUAAACAAGGUCCUCGAAGAAUCUAAAAACCCAGAACACGUAAAGAAAACGGUUAUUACAGAAACUCUAACUCUAUCAAAUAAACUUGAAUUGACUCAUUCAGAGCGUAGCCUAAUCUUAGAUUUGAAGAAAUUGGUAGCACUCUUCGUUAAUGGAUUGGGAUCUGUGAUUAAGCUUUUAUUGCCCCCUGGUCAGGAUAUCUUCGAUGUCAUCGCUGAAGGUUUACAGAAAGUUGUAAGGUGGUUUGUUCACGACAACGAACCAUUGCUAGACCUCUUAGACAAACUCAUCGUUGCUGGAGAAAAUAUAGCGAGGGUAGCAAUUGAAAGUGCGUUACGCAUUCUUCUAGGAGAACCUAUAGAACUUGGAAAAUGAACUAGCGCGUUAGACAGCCUUAUAGGACCUCUGCAUCAUAACCAAUGAUAAUCUGAAUCUUGGUUAAUAUUAUUGUAUUCACUGUUUUCUUGCUAUGUUAAAAUUAUAUGCGUUUAAUAAAUGUUCUUAUGUCUAAUAA
Diabrotica virgifera virgifera (western corn rootworm) is the source of this 752-nucleotide messenger RNA. RefSeq lists its product as uncharacterized. The transcript is spliced from 4 exons. NCBI's taxonomy places the organism in Eukaryota, Metazoa, Arthropoda, Insecta, Coleoptera, Chrysomelidae. The record is from RefSeq and is a predicted model, not a curated record. Bases 122 to 613 code for a protein of 163 amino acids.